This is a messenger RNA of Alligator mississippiensis (American alligator), 1666 nucleotides long. It is a transcript of the gene GTF2F2, whose product is annotated as general transcription factor IIF subunit 2. The record is from RefSeq and is a predicted model, not a curated record. Gene Ontology annotation, biological process: transcription initiation at RNA polymerase II promoter; transcription by RNA polymerase II. Gene Ontology annotation, cellular component: transcription factor TFIIF complex. NCBI's taxonomy places the organism in Eukaryota, Metazoa, Chordata, Crocodylia, Alligatoridae. The transcript is spliced from 9 exons. The coding region runs from base 138 to 923 and encodes 261 amino acids.
GGCCGGCGCGGGCCGCCGUAGUCCGGUGAAGUUCCUUCCGGGGUUGCAGACAGCAGCCCUCGCGCGCGUGCGCAGCAGCGGCGGCGGCGUCUCGAGUUUGUCCCGCGCGUCCCCUGCCCCCCCCAGUCGCCGCCGCCAUGAGCGACAAGGGGGAGCUGGACCUGACCGGGGCCAAGCAGAACACGGGCAUGUGGCUGGUCAAGGUCCCAAAAUAUUUGUCACAACAGUGGACUAAAGCUUCAGGAAGGGGUGAAGUUGGAAAACUGAGGAUUGCCAAAAAUCAAGGAAGAACAGAAGUGUCAUUUACUUUGAAUGAAGAUCUUGCAAGUAUCAAUGAUAUUGGAGGAAAACCUGCUUCAGUCAGUGCACCCAGAGAACAUCCAUUUCUUUUACAAAGUGUGGGAGGACAAACAUUAACAGUGUUUACAGAAAGUUCAGUAGAAUGCCAGCCAGAAGAAAAAUCUGAGAGCAAUGCUGACAAACUGUCAUUGGAAGGAAUAGUGGUACAGCGUGCUGAAUGCAGACCUGCAGCCAGUGAAAACUAUAUGAAACUUAAAAGAUUGCAGAUAGAAGAAUCUUCUAAACCUGUAAGACUAUCGCAGCAACUGGACAAAGCUGUAACAACCAAUUAUAAACCUGUGGCUAAUCAUCAGUAUAAUAUUGAGUAUGAAAGGAAGAAGAAAGAAGAUGGAAAAAGAGCUCGAGCUGACAAACAGCAAGUGUUGGAUAUGCUUUUUUCAGCAUUUGAAAAGCACCAGUAUUACAACAUUAAAGAUUUGGUGGAUAUAACCAAACAGCCUGUGAUAUAUUUGAAAGAAAUUUUAAGAGAAAUAGGCAUCUACAAUGUUAAGGGGACCCACAAAAACACAUGGGAGCUGAAGCCAGAAUACAGACACUAUCAAGGAGAAGAUAAGAGUGAUUAACAGAACUGUUCAUAAAGCAACAAGCAGGCUGGAACCUCACCAAGGGAGCACUGCAGUUACACAGAUAGAACUGAGCACAGCUUCAGUGCUAUAUUAAAACACCAGAUACUUUGUAAUUUCCCUAGCUUCAUUUUUAAAAAGGAAAAUAUUUCUUGGAAGUUUCUAUAAGUGUUUGUUUUUGACAAAAAUAUUUAUAGAAUAAACUUGUAUUAGAUUUAUCUUUAUUAGAAAUCUCUUGAGUUUGGGUUUUGAUUUAUUUUUUAAUAGUAUUGUGGCUUUUUUAAGCAUUGCUAACUUUAAAGCAAAACGUAUUUUGGAGGAAGACAUGACCAUAUGUUUUGCAUUCCAGCAGGACUGCAUCAACAUGACCACUUCUACGGUAUUCUUUAGGGGCCUGAUUCUGCGACCCAUAAUGGUCAUAACUGCUGACUGGGAGUUAUUACGUUCUGCACCUCUCAGGAUGCACCUUUAAGAAAAAUAACAGCUAUGACACACAUGGUGAUUUUUUGUGGGAAUAAGUUAUAGUCCAUUAAAAAUGGUUCUCUCACGUACAGAUUAAGGCAGAGGAGGUAGACCACUGCAAUUUGUCUUUGCUGAGGGAAAUCUGCCCUUUGUCCUUUCGAGUGCAGCAAGGAACAAGUGUAUUUUUGUUGGGUUUUUUUUUAAAUGUUAUCAUGUUUUAUGUUUGGACUUAUCAAUAAAAAUAGAAUUUUCAUUUGUACCAAAUAAAAUGAUAUAAAUUA